Messenger RNA from Alternaria incomplexa, 285 nucleotides. RefSeq lists its product as uncharacterized. The record is from RefSeq and is a predicted model, not a curated record. Lineage: Eukaryota; Fungi; Ascomycota; Dothideomycetes; Pleosporales; Pleosporaceae. The coding region runs from base 1 to 285 and encodes 94 amino acids. The transcript has 2 exons.
AUGGAUGACGACGACCGACCGAUGCCCAUGAGCGUGCUCCUCGGUCCGCCUACCGGAACUGAGACCGCGCCAUGGUCUCCAGUCCAGUUCGUGCAGGAAGUCAAAGAUGUCACUCGCGACCGGUACGUUGAGUGCGAAAAGAGCGGAUGGUUCGCCAAAGCUGGAGGAUGCAAAGCCGUCAUCAAACAACGGGCCGAGACGGUACUCAUCGCCGUAUUCGAGCUCAAAGAUUUCGUUAGCGAAGGACUAAAGUACGAUGUCACUGGAUACGGUGCGACAGCAUGA